UCUUAACAUCACCGUGACAAUAUCGCAUCCGGGGAAGGCCGCAACCUCCCGUCACGCCACCGGCGAAACCAAGAGCACACCACCGCGCCUCCGAGCCAUCACCAUUCCGAAUCAUUUCUUGCUUGCCGCAGCACCACGCCGGAGCAGCACAGGCGAGUCAGCACCGGCGAGCAAGGGAGCGUGCGGGCGGCGGAGUGGCGCCGCGGAGAGCUGUCUGUGUGGAUUAAUUUGAUGGCGAUCCACCUGCUGGCGUUCGUGGCGGCCAAGGGCUUCCUGCAGGUCUUCCAGGUCUUGGCGCCGCUGCUGUGGCCGCUCAACCUCUUCCUGCCGCUCCUCCGCAACCUUCCCCAGGCCUACGUCGUCGUCUGCGGCGCGCUCGCCGCCCACGUCGCCUGGCUGCGGCGCGCGUACGCACGCCGCGGAUCCCCAAGCCGCGACGACGACGAGGCCCACCGCCAGUCGAUGGUCGACAUCGCGUAGUGAGAUGUUUCAGUUUCUUCUUUCGCUGCAUGUUUGAUCACUGUAUUUUGGUUGUAACAUUGAUCUGAAAUAUAAGUAAAUUCUGGUAUAACCGACGGAUUCAGUCGGGCUAUU
Molecule: messenger RNA, 594 nt
Organism: Triticum aestivum (bread wheat)
Lineage: Eukaryota; Viridiplantae; Streptophyta; Magnoliopsida; Poales; Poaceae
Exons: 1
Coding region: 232-480 (82 amino acids)
Source: RefSeq, a predicted model, not a curated record